Molecule: messenger RNA, 2339 nt
Organism: Fukomys damarensis (Damara mole-rat)
Lineage: Eukaryota; Metazoa; Chordata; Mammalia; Rodentia; Bathyergidae
Product: secretory carrier-associated membrane protein 4
Exons: 7
Coding region: 186-878 (230 amino acids)
Biological process (GO): protein transport
Cellular component (GO): recycling endosome membrane; trans-Golgi network membrane
Molecular function (GO): catalytic activity
Source: RefSeq, a predicted model, not a curated record
GAAUUGUAGUUCCUAUUCUACCUGGGGGCUCUUAUGGGCCCCGCCCCCAGUACUACGCUCCCGUCAGACUCUGCGGCGCAGGCGGGACGGGCCGGUUGCUAGGUCUUGGUGAAGCGCAACGCUCACGCGAAUCUCCCUUGGUGGCUGCAGGCUUCAGCCCAGACGCCAGGUCAGCUGAAGCGGAAAUGUCUGGGAAGGAGAACAACUUUCCACCGCUGCCUAGGUUCAUCCCACUGAAGCCCUGCUUCUACCAAGACUUCUCUGAUGAGAUCCCCAUUGAGCACCAGGUGCUGGUGAAGAGGAUCUACCGGCUUUGGAUGUUUUACUGUGCCACCCUUGGGGUCAACCUUAUCGCCUGCCUGGCCUGGUGGAUCGGCAGUGGCCAGGGAGCCAACUUUGGCCUGGCCUUCGUCUGGCUGCUGCUCUUUACCCCCUGCAGCUACGUGUGCUGGUUCCGACCUGCCUACAAGGCCUUCCGAGCUGACAGCUCCUUCAAUUUCAUGGCAUUCUUCUUCAUCUUUGGAGCCCAGUUUGUCCUGACCGUCAUCCAGGCUAUUGGUUUCCCAGGAUGGGGCGCGUGCGGCUGGCUGGCGGCCAUCGGGUUCUUUGGGACCAGUGUCGGCGCUGCCGUGGUCAUGUUGCUCCCUGCAAUCAUGUUCUCGCUGUCGGCCGUCAUGAUGGCCAUUGCGAUCUUGAAGGUGCACAGGAUCUAUCGUGGGGCCGGUGGAAGCUUCCAGAAGGCACAGACAGAGUGGAAUACAGGUGCCUGGAGGAACCCGCCAUCGAGAGAGGCCCAGUUCAACAACUUCUCGGGGAACAGCCUGCCCGAGUACCCUACUGUGCCCAACUACCCAGCCAGUGGCAGCCAGUGGCCUUAGAGGGGGACAAGCCCUGCCCACCUGCCUGUCAUCACUGCCCCUCCACUCCCACCACCCCUGUGAGGCCUGAGCAUCUGUCCUGCCCUCCUCGGGGGCCCAGCCACUGCCAGAGCCCAAGUUCAUCUCAUCCUGGGGACUCAGGGCCCCAAGCGUCUCGUCCUUCAGCCGCCCGGUGUCCCUAUGGCAGACACACCUUCAUCUCCAGGUCACAGAGGGUGGUAGCAGUUGGCUGAGCCAUCCGUCUCCGCAGAACUGAGGAUGCAGGGGUCCUGAUGCCGAGCUUUGUGUCACGCCCUCUACCCACCUGUUUCCUGGGCUGGUGGAGGAGCUGGGCGUCCCCCGUCCCACAUGUAGCGAUGACUCCGUGGAUGAGGCUGCCCGGCGGGUCCACUGCCUCACCAGUGACCUGUGCUGCUCCCCAUCUGGCUGGGCUUCCUCCCUGCCCUUCUCCUCCUGGGACGGCGAUGUUGGAACGCUGUUGUCCUGCCUGUGCCAGACAGUCUUCCUCUCCUGUGACCAAGGUCCCCUCCGCAAGACCUGUGUCUGCAUCCUGAAAACGGCCAAGGCCCGGGGCAGGUGUUUGUCCUGACUCUUGAGAGCAGCUUAUCUCAGCCACACACAAGAGUGAACUGGACCCAGAGGCCCCUGUGCUUAGAAGCCAGAUGGAGAGAGCCUUCUCCCGGAUCUGUGGGUGCAGAGCCAUGAAGAUGUCCUUGCCCCCUGGCAGGGGACAGCCCUGUGCCUUAGAGAGGAAUCUCGCAGCCAGCACUACUUAUUCUCCCCGCCUCUCUAGCUGCGUCCCUUUCAGAAGAGCCAGGCGCAUCCUGUGGAGCAUCUGUAGCACCUUUAAUGACAUUUGGGCGGGAAUCAGCUUUUCUCCAUGACCUUUCUGUGCUGCUGGCCAGGCCUCCACAGGCCCUCCGCACCCAGCUGCCCAUUCCUGGAGGUCACACCAGCCACCAUGGGAAACAAAGGGAGGUAUAGGCCUGGGAUCACUGGACCUUGGGUCCCUGCCAACACCUCAAGGGGGCGUCGCAGCCUGACUGUAGGGCGCUGGGGCAGUGGAGCCCCUGGGCCACUGGCAGCCCCCACCCCACCCCCGCAUGUGCAUGGUCACAAUGCGGUGGGUUUUUGUUAGCUGAAAAUAUUCUGGAAAUAAAUCUUUCUGCAUCGGAGCCAGCAGGGGGCUGGGCCUGUGGUGCGUGUUGUCCCCCCAGGCCAUCCAUUCGUCAGAGGGUCCAAGCACACAUGGCCAGUGUCUGGUCACUAGGGUGGCACUGAGGUAACCUCCAUGCCAACCCCCACAGUAAGCCUUGCUGUGGAGCCCACAGAUGCUGCCUCAACCAACACAGCCCCAGAUUCAUCCUCCAGGGGGCACUUGUGGAUUCCAUCAGAUGGGGAGCCCCACUCCGCUACCCCAUGGCUCCCUGGUUCUCCAGCACAGAAUCCUGGUGUCAUCCC